AGAUAUACAACAUGGUUAUGAGAAACUUUUGAUCUCCAUACUCUUAAAGAUCUUCUUAAUUUAUUUUUCUCAAGUGGGGCUACUUGAUCAAGAAAUAGUUGCUCGUGAACUGGUUUCCUUGAAUCGGUUGCUGUUGAAAAUUUUCUGCAGGUAUAAUUUUAAAAAGAACUGCUGUUUGUUCAGUGGUCAGGAGACAAUUCCAAUAGUUUAGCAGGUUGAAUUUUAUUUAUUUUUUUAUUUUUUGUAAUUUCUACCAACCUGUUUAGCUCUUGGUCAAAUCUUUGCUAACUUGAUCGCUUGGGUUCCUAAUCGAUCCCGAGGUAGCAUCUAGAAGUUUUCCUCGUUUCUCCAGUUAAGAUGAUGAGUUUCUUCUUCUCGCUUAAUUAUUUGCGUCCAACUUUUUGCUGAAUUUGUUCAAGAUGCAGCACGUUCGUGAUGCAGUAAACUUCGUUCCUCUUUCAACGGAAGGCUAUGGUUUAUCUCUCAGCGUUCCAGGUGAUCUGGCAAUUAGUCUUGGCACCAGUGACACUGUUUUUGGGAUAGCUAGUGAUCCUCGACCUGGAUUAGAAGAGCAUAUUUCCCCUGGUCCUGUGGACGCAGAAGGUUAUUUGGUAUUGCUAGUCUACAAAAAUGGGUCUCUAAACCAGGAAGAUGGGAAGAUGGGUUUCUACUGCGAGGACCGUGAAACUCUUCCUCCCUCCCUUCCAGAUGGCUUCCAUCGCUAUGUCAUCCAAGAUUUCAUGAGUGAACAAGAAGUGGAGGAAUUUGAUCCUCCCGUGGUCUGUACUGUCUGGGAAUAUUUUUCUUAUGCUGAUGUGGUGCACAAGACUUCUGUUAAAAAAAACACUUUCAUUUGCGGGUUCGAGCAUUGAUUUAAGGCCAGUUCCUCUCUAUGCCAGCUCAUGCUGAAAGAUUUGGCAUGCCUUCUACUCCACAACGAAUUACAGCAACUGGGGGAGCAUCAGCUAAUCAGAGCAUUUUGAACUCGAGAGUUUCAAUAUUUGGCGGUGAUGAUCUGCAUCCCUAAGAGCUGCGUUAAGGGCUGAUCAUGGUUGGCUGUGUAAUGAAAAUGGAAGUUUAGGGCCAUUUGCGAGCCUUUACGGGGACAACUUGGAGAAUCCGUCCCUCUGCUGCAAGCGUUCAGUUAGUGCAGGGCAUCAACAGCUGGUUUCCAGGUAUGCUUUAUUGAUGAAGAAAGAUUGGAAAUAAAGAAUCAAGCUUUCGACGGAGCCAAUAGAAUGGAUAGGUCUUGGUUUGCCGUCUCCACAAGAUGUCUUCCAUCGAAAUUGUUGAGACUUGAAAUAUUUGGCCUUUCAGUAGUUGGGCAGCUUAAAUACUUCAAAGUUAGAGAUCUCACAGUUAUUACUUUGGAAGAAAACCUUUGAACUACCACCAAGUCUUUGGACGAACAGCUUUGAGCAACCGGCUCGUUGGUUUAUUGAAGAAAAUUUUGUUACUUCUUCCCAGCACUCAUAAUAUUCUAUGAAACCAAGUAUGAGAAAUGCACAAUAUUUUAAUAGCAGCAAGAAGGAAUAGAGAAAAUUAGCAAUAGGCCUCCAAUCCUUGUAUUUUUUUAUUACAAUACAAAAUUAGCAAGAAGCAAUAGGUCUAAGCAAACUCACAGCAGCCAAACAAAAACACAAAAGGAAGUACACUACGUAUUAUCAGUACUCAUCUCCUUCAUCACCAUCCUCUCCAUCAGGAGAUUCAGCCCCAACCUCCUCAUAAUCCUUCUCCAGGGCAGCAAGAUCCUCACGAGCCUCUGAGAACUCUCCUUCCUCCAUACCCUCACCAACAUACCAGUGCACAAACGCACGCUUGGCAUACAUGAGAUCAAACUUGUGGUCAAUGCGAGAGAAGACUUCUGCAACACUUGUGGAAUUGGAAAUCAUGCAAACAGCCCUCUGAA
Molecule: messenger RNA, 1909 nt
Organism: Populus euphratica (Euphrates poplar)
Lineage: Eukaryota; Viridiplantae; Streptophyta; Magnoliopsida; Malpighiales; Salicaceae
Product: xylulose kinase
Exons: 7
Coding region: 420-872 (150 amino acids)
Source: RefSeq, a predicted model, not a curated record